Molecule: messenger RNA, 1944 nt
Organism: Penicillium lagena
Lineage: Eukaryota; Fungi; Ascomycota; Eurotiomycetes; Eurotiales; Aspergillaceae
Product: transmembrane 9 family protein
Exons: 4
Coding region: 1-1944 (647 amino acids)
Biological process (GO): protein localization to membrane; vacuolar transport
Cellular component (GO): endosome; fungal-type vacuole membrane
Source: RefSeq, a predicted model, not a curated record
AUGCGGUUCACCGAUCGGGCGACCCUCUUCCCGUCAGUACUUCUGGCACUUCCUUCUCUCUCCUCGGCCUUCUACCUCCCCGGAGUUGCACCCACCUCGUACAAUGAGGGCCAAACCGUCCCGCUCUUUGUCAACCAUUUAACCCCGGGCUUGUCGCGCGACGACCAGCUACAUUCCGUGUUUGCAUAUGACUACUACCACCCACAGCUUCAAUUCUGUCAACCAGAAGGUGGUCCCAAGGAUGUCAGGGAGUCCCUGGGGAGUAUUCUGUUCGGCGACCGCAUUCAAACCUCUCCGUUCGACCUCCACAUGGCCCAAAACGAGACGUGUAAAGCCAUUUGUGGGGAAGUGAAAUUCGACGCGCGUAGCGCCAAGUUUACCAAUCGCCGCAUUGCCCAAGGCUACAACAUCAACUGGCUGGUGGAUGGGCUGCCGGCCGCGCAGCUGCACUACGACGGUGUCACACAAACCAAGUUCUACAACCCCGGCUUUUCGUUGGGCGACCUCGAUGACAGUGGACAAACCGUGUUGAACAAUCAUUUCAACAUCGAGAUUGACUACCAUCGCGUGGGAUACCGCGGUCAGAAUCAGUACCGUGUCGUUGGAGUGCUAGUGUAUCCGGAGUCUCGUGCGGACUCACGGGUCCUGGAAGAUGGGACCGCAGAUUGUGGCACCCCUGGCGCCAUCGUGGCUUUGAAUGAAGAAGCAGACACGCCAUUGACGUGGACGUACAGCGUCUCCUGGAAGGAAUCGCCGACGGCGUGGGCCACCCGUUGGGACAAGUACCUGCAUGUCUAUGACCCGAAGAUUCACUGGUUCUCCCUGAUCAAUUCGGCUGUCUUUGUGGUGUUCCUGGUCGGCAUGGUCGGCAUGAUCCUAGUCCGGGCGCUCAAGAAGGAUAUCGCUCGCUACAAUCGACUGGACAUGAUCAGCCUGGAGGACCUUGACGGCACCUCGGCUGCCGUGGAGGACGGGAUCCAGGAGGACUCGGGCUGGAAGCUGGUUCACGGCGAUGUCUUCCGUUGCCCCAAGUCACCGCUGUUACUCAGUGUCCUGCUGGGUAACGGCGCUCAGCUGUUCAUGAUGACCGGUGUCACUGUUGUAUUUGCACUCCUCGGACUUCUGUCGCCCGCCAACCGUGGCUUUCUGGCCACCGCAAUUCUCUUGAUCUCUGCCGUUUUCGGCGGCAUCAGUGGAUACACGUCAGCACGGGUCUACAAGGCCUUUGGCGGCGAAGCCUGGAAACGGAACAUCGUCAUGACGCCCCUUCUGAUUCCCGGAUUCAUCUUCUGCACUUUCUUCUUGUUCAACCUCUUCGUCUGGGCCAAAGGCUCCAGCGGCGCCGUGCCGUUUGGCACGAUGCUAGCCCUGGUGCUGAUCUGGUUUGUGAUCAGCGUGCCCCUAAGUGUGGCUGGAAGUUGGCUUGGAUUCCGGCAGGCUGCCAUCGAGGGUCCGACCAAGACCAACCAGAUCCCCCGCCAGGUGCCACCGAUGUCCGGCAGCCUUCGCACGAUUCCAUCCAUCCUGCUGACCGGCAUCCUGCCUUUCGGCGCGAUCUUUGUAGAGCUGUACUUCAUCAUGACCUCGCUCUGGACCAACAAGAUUUACUACAUGUUUGGAUUCUUGUUCCUCUGCUACGGGCUGAUGAUCAUCACCUCGGCGGCUACGACUGUGCUGUUGGUAUACUUCCUGCUGUGCGCGGAGAACUACCGGUGGCACUGGCGGGCUUUUUUCGGCGCAGGCAUGACCGGUGGUUAUGUCUUUCUCAACGCGCUGAUCUUCUGGGCGACCCGUGUGAGCUUUGGUGGCUUGACAGGCACUGUGCUCUACGUGGGCUACUCGGCGCUUAUCGGAUUCGUCGUUUUCAUCCUGACCGGAUCCAUCGGCGUCUUCGCCAGUUGGGCGUUCAUCCACCGCAUUUAUGGAUCGAUCAAGGUGGACUAA